GCCGACUUGACUGUUUUCCUUCUCCUCGGUGCUUGGCCGCAGAAGACUGGCAGCAGCAUGCUCUACAUCGUCGGACUUGGCCUCGGCGACGAGAAAGAUAUCACUCUCCGAGGUCUCGAAGCCGUCAAGGCCUCGACGAAGGUCUACGUUGAAGCCUAUACCUCUCUUCUCUCCUUCGGCCUUACCUCUGAUGGCCUCUCCAAAUUGGAGAAAUUGUAUGGCAAGCCGGUGAUUGUUGCUGAUAGAGAGAUGGUGGAGGAACGGGCGGAUCAGAUUUUGUCUGAAGCUUCAGAGUCUGAUGUGGCUUUUCUGGUUGUUGGUGAUCCGUUUGGAGCUACAACACAUACAGAUUUAGUUGUGCGGGCCAAGCAACUGGGUAUAGAUGUUAAAGUGAUACACAAUGCAUCUGUAAUGAAUGCAAUUGGAGUUUGUGGGUUGCAGCUUUACCGCUAUGGAGAGACAGUUUCAAUACCUUUUUUCACAGAGACAUGGAGGCCAGACAGUUUCUAUGAGAAGAUACAAAGAAAUAGGGAGCUUGGAUUACACACUCUUUGCUUAUUAGAUAUCCGCGUAAAGGAACCUUCAUUGGAAUCCUUAUGCAGAGGAAAGAAAUGUUAUGAACCUCCAAAAUAUAUGACAAUCCAUACUGCCAUAAAUCAACUCUUGGAGGUUGAAGCCUUGCGAAAAGGAUCUGCUUAUAGUGAGAAGUCAAAAUGUGUUGGAAUUGCUCGCCUUGGGAAUGAGGAUCAGUUGAUAGCUGCUGGUUCUAUGACAGAUUUACUUGAUGUGGAUUUUGGGGCUCCACUCCAUUGCCUUGUUAUUGUUGGAGAGACUCAUCCUGUGGAAGAGGAGAUGCUAGAGUUCUACAAAGUCAAGUGAAUAAGAAAUCCCCAACUUUGAUCCCAUCAAUGCAAUGAUUGCCACAUCCAGGUUGGUCCCAACUACACAGUAUUGGAGUUGUUUAUGAUCCAUGAGAGAAGCAUACGGAGGAUAUUUUCCUUUUUUGGGAUUGAAGAAUUUUGUUCAAUUUGCACAUUUUGCAAUGGGAUUCUCCUUUAUGAUUUACUGAUUCCUUGAAUCCUUGUUCAGGUAUGUGCCAAAUAGAAUGAUAUCACCAUGAUGUUAAUUCAAUUGAAUAACUUAAAUACGAGACACGGAAAGUUACCCACCUGGAGUAACUUGUAGAAAUUGAUGCUAUUUAUUUUCUAAUUUAUGAAAUCAUGCGCUACUAGUUUUCCAA
This is a messenger RNA of Dioscorea cayenensis subsp. rotundata (Guinea yam), 1240 nucleotides long. Its product is annotated as probable diphthine methyl ester synthase. The transcript has 7 exons. The record is from RefSeq and is a predicted model, not a curated record. Gene Ontology annotation, molecular function: diphthine synthase activity. Gene Ontology annotation, biological process: protein histidyl modification to diphthamide. The coding region runs from base 58 to 879 and encodes 273 amino acids. Lineage: Eukaryota; Viridiplantae; Streptophyta; Magnoliopsida; Dioscoreales; Dioscoreaceae.